Leptonychotes weddellii (Weddell seal) is the source of this 1283-nucleotide messenger RNA. NCBI's taxonomy places the organism in Eukaryota, Metazoa, Chordata, Mammalia, Carnivora, Phocidae. The record is from RefSeq and is a predicted model, not a curated record.
GAUUCCUUCAAGCCUCCUCAGAGAUCUAUUGAUAAACCUUUUAGAUUAUGUGUGGCUGAUGUUUUCAAAGAUCAAGGAUCUGGAUUUUGUGUAACUGGUAAAAUUGAAGCUGGUUAUAUCCAGACCGGUGACCGACUACUAGCAAUGCCUCCUAAUGAAACUUGUACUGCAAAAGGAAUCACUCUGCACGAUGAACCCGUCGACUGGGCGGCAGCAGGUGAUCAUGUUAGUCUUACGUUGGUUGGGAUGGAUAUCAUCAAGAUCAAUGUUGGCUGCAUAUUUUGUGGCCCCAAAGAACCCAUUAAAGCUUGCACUCGUUUCAGAGCUCGAAUCCUCAUCUUUAAUAUUGAAAUUCCUAUCACUAAAGGAUUUCCUGUGCUGUUACACUACCAGACUGUCAGUGAACCUGCCGUUAUUAAACGGCUGAUUAGUGUCUUAAACAAAAGCACAGGUGAAGUCACAAAGAAGAAGCCAAAGCUGUUGACUAAAGGCCAGAGUGCCUUGGUGGAGCUGCAGACACAGCGCCCGGUGGCUCUGGAGCUGUACAGAGACUUUAAAGAGCUGGGGAGGUUCAUGCUGCGCUACGGGGGCUCCACGAUCGCGGGGGGCGUGGUCACGGAGAUAAAAGAAUGAUGAGUCAGAAUUUCUACCAUGUUUCCAAAUGCAAUGAAAUAGCUAACCUCUGUUUUUAAAGAAUCCAGUUGUUCAGUUAAAGGAACAAUGUGCAAUUGGUUAUUUUUUUAAAUGAGAGAGAAACUUAAAACGAUAUAAUCAGCUGCAAAGAAGUAUUAAUCAUCACUCCUGCAAAAAUUUCAAGUUGCCAAAUGGCAAAGAAAGGCUAAUAUUACACUUUCAUUUAAAAAACCGGCUUUCCCUUUGAAAUGUUAGUGAAUGGAUUUACUUUGCUGAGGUUUAUGGAAACUAUCAGAAAUAUGUAUUAGAAGACAUUCAGUCAUCAUGAAAUGAACUCUACUUCCAGCCAAACCACAAAAUGUUUACAGUGUUCAACUCUACUGCACACAUUUUAAGGAAAAGUAACUAAAUUGGGUUGUUGAGGCAGUUAAUAUUUAACCUGAGCAAUUUUUUUUUUUUUAGUUAACUAAGAAAAGAUUUCCUGAAGGUUAUAGGAAAAGUAUUUUGUGUUGAGCAUAAGAAUAUUCUUCCUCCAACAAAUGAACUUUUGAAAGCUUAAUUUGGAAUUAGUGGAAACUGUCCUUUUGGUAACCAAGAUAUUAUUUAAGGUGUGUAAAGCCAGCUAAUAAAAUACCUUAGUUUGAGCAUAA